AAAUAUUGUUUUGACAGCUGACAGUUUUAUCCGGUAUUUUGUGUUAUUCAAACGAAUUGUAUGUAAUUUUUUGAAUGGAAUACUCAAAUUCAAUACAAUUUUACAUAUCUACUUAAUGUAAAACGUUUAAAUAGUCCGACAUGUUUAGUUCAUUAGUGUUGACUUUCACCAAAGCCGGCAGUAAUCUAGUGCGAAGGAAUGCGUCGAUCAUCUUAAGGCAAUCGCAUAGAGCAGCCGUUUUGCGUGAGAUUGGUAAGCCGCUGGUGCUAGAAUCAGUAAAGCGAAUCGAACAGCUCAAGGAUGAUGAGGUGCGAAUCAAAGUGCAUUACUGCAGUCUCAACUCAACGGAUGUGCAAAUCAUCACCGGAAAACACCCCGAACUAGUGGUGCCGCUUCCCUUCAUCCCUGGUCAUGAGAUUUCCGGCGAGGUUGUGGAGAUUGGGAAAAGCAAUCCCAACUUUUUGAAACGCGGCGAUCGGGUGGUGGCCAUGAACGACCUCCAGGAUCCGAAUGGAGGGUUGAUUGAGGAAGUGGUUGUUAAGAAUCGAGACGUCUGGCAAGUGCCGAGGGAAGUUCCUCUGAAGGAAAUGACUGUGAUGCCUUACGGGCAUGGGACAGCUUUGAUGGCAUUCGCGAUGCAUUGCCAAUUGCAGGAAAAUGAUUUGGUGUUGAUAACAGCAGGGCCGGCGGGGAUGGGACUGGCUGCAAUUGAUUUGGCCGUGGCAGUAUACAAGGCAAAGGUCAUUGCCAUUUGUGACACCGAGAGCAGCUCGGAUUUGGUGAGAGAGAAAGGAGCUUACAAGACUGUUAGUAUCGGCAAAAACUAUACGAAAUUGUACAAGGAUAUAGCCGAUGCAUUAGGAGACAAGAAAGCAAAAGUAGCAUACGACGCCGUGGGAAAAGGGUUGCUCCAUUUGUUGGCAGAUUUUGUCGAUCCGAAGGAAGGCCAGAUGUUUUCAGUGGAUCCAUUCCACAGCCAAAAGAAAUUGAAAGCUUCGAAGCCAGAGUACGAGUUGCCCAAAAAGAAAGUUCGCACUGAACAGGAUCAAGCGAAUGCUGCCAAACUGAUCGAUAAUUUGGUGCAUAUAGAUCUUUACGAGUACCCCGGUGAAGAUAUCUACCGGCAGAUGAUUUCCGAUACAAUCGAAUUGAAAUCGCAGAAGAUGGUCUCCGGGUACAUUAGUAAAGUGUUUCUGCUGAAGAGUGUUCAGAAGGCAGUGGAAUUUAUUCAGCAGAAACAGUGUACAGGCAAAGUGCUGAUAGAUAUCAAAAGCUUGGAUGACGAUGAUGGCGAGGAGGAGGGAACGAAAAAGAAAAAGAGUAGUGAAAGUGAUUAAAAUUGUACUUACGCAUCUUUUGUGUUUCUGCUUAUGCGUUUCAAAACAUUGUUUGUUAUAUUUAACCGUUAUUCAAUGCAUCUAAUGCUAUUAGGAUAAACAAUAAAAAUUUGCGAUUUAUUUGUAA
Molecule: messenger RNA, 1464 nt
Organism: Armigeres subalbatus
Lineage: Eukaryota; Metazoa; Arthropoda; Insecta; Diptera; Culicidae
Product: quinone oxidoreductase-like protein 2 homolog
Exons: 3
Coding region: 141-1337 (398 amino acids)
Cellular component (GO): mitochondrion
Molecular function (GO): oxidoreductase activity
Source: RefSeq, a predicted model, not a curated record